Messenger RNA from Fusarium oxysporum Fo47, 645 nucleotides. Its product is annotated as cytochrome c oxidase subunit VIIa. The coding region runs from base 94 to 279 and encodes 61 amino acids. The transcript has 4 exons. The record is from RefSeq and is a predicted model, not a curated record. Lineage: Eukaryota; Fungi; Ascomycota; Sordariomycetes; Hypocreales; Nectriaceae. Gene Ontology annotation, biological process: mitochondrial electron transport, cytochrome c to oxygen.
GCUUGACCACAUCGAAACUCCCCAGCACCUCUAUACUCUCUCGAAAGCCUCGCUCCUUCGCCCGAACAGCUUCGCAAAAGUAAACUAGUCACAAUGGCCGUCCGACCCAUCACCGGUAUGCUCCGACGAAACCUCGUCCUGGACCUCAGCAUCGCCCUCGGCUCCGGCUUCGUCAUGGCCAACUUCUUCUGGUACGGCUUCCACAUGCCCCGAACCAACGCCCGCGACAACUACUACAUCAAGCUCGAAGAGGAGCGAGCUGCUCAGAAGAACGAGUAAAAAAAUCAACGGACCGAAACGAUACUUGGUCAUUUAAGCAAGGGCAAUGAGAGAUGGGAGUGCACAUAGAUACGUUUAGGCGGCUAGCCGAUGUUUCGUUUGUCGUGUAGCUGGGUAGAGAAGAGAAUACCACCAACGCUUCAUUUGAAACGGUCUUCGUGCAUUCUAUAUUCAUGGGCAAGGGCAACCGAGUUUCAAUAUGUUUGGAAUGCUGGCAAUGAGCUAUUGAAGUGCAAUUCGUGAGGCUGAUAGUAUAUCUGGGAUCGACAGGGCAGUCCUGUGUGAUCGAAUUAUAACUAGAUAUGCAUUCAUCAACUGUUGGUCGAUAGGAGCAAUUUUGUUCCAGAUCUCAGUCUGGAAUCUAGC